Messenger RNA from Pelmatolapia mariae (spotted tilapia), 4110 nucleotides. It is a transcript of the gene ddx27, whose product is annotated as DEAD (Asp-Glu-Ala-Asp) box polypeptide 27. The record is from RefSeq and is a predicted model, not a curated record. Gene Ontology annotation, molecular function: ATP binding; RNA helicase activity; nucleic acid binding. The transcript is spliced from 21 exons. The coding region runs from base 89 to 2359 and encodes 756 amino acids. Lineage: Eukaryota; Metazoa; Chordata; Actinopteri; Cichliformes; Cichlidae.
UUGCGUUUCCUGUUUCCAUCAACACACACGUGUGUGACUGUGUGGACAACGUCUUCAGAACCCGUUCAGACCCGGACAUCGGACCACCAUGUUGGAGCAGUUCGGUCUGAUCGGGACGAUCCGGGACGAGGAUCCGAGUCCCGACGAGGCGGAGACCGAAUCCGAGCAAGAGGAGGAACCGAUCGUGCUGAAGAAGAAGAAGAAGAGUCACGGGUCGAGAGAUUUUAACUGUGACUUUGAGUUUGGAGAGAGAGACGGGCCGAGCCACGACGAUGACUGGGCGAUGGCCGAUGUCAUGAAGCAGCUCAAGAAGAAGAGAACCUUGACAACUCUGGACCAGAAAAUAGAGAAAAUCCGCCGAAAGAGGAAAGCUGAGGAGAAAUCAUCUCAGAGUGACGCUGCUGAAGCUUCAUCAGAGAACCACCAGGAGGAGGAGGAGGAUGUGAAACCUCCAGCUGGAGAGGCAGAUGCUAGUGAUGAAGACGAUGAUGAGGACGAAGAUGAGGAGUUUGGCUCGAGCGACGAGGAAAUUUUGACCAAAUCAGACACGCUCAGAGACAAGGAACGACGGGGGAAGAAGAGGAAGGUGGCAGAGGAGGCAGCAGAGUCGUUCUACGAAGACGCGUCGCAGUACGAUGACCAACUGACUUUCGACGACAUGAAUCUGUCCAGGCCGAUUUUGAAGGCCAUCACUGCUCUGGGCUUUAAGCAGCCCACUCCGAUCCAGAAGGCCUGCGUCCCUGUCGGUCUGCUGGGCAAAGACCUCUGUGCCUGUGCUGCUACUGGGACAGGGAAGACGGCAGCCUUCAUGUUGCCUGUGCUGGAGCGAUUGGUUUAUAAGCCCAGGACAUCCCAGGUGACCCGCGUCUUGGUUCUGGUUCCCACCAGAGAGCUGGGGAUCCAGGUUCACUCUGUUGCCCGUCAACUCGCCCAGUUCACGUCUAUCACCACCUGCCUGGCUGUUGGUGGGUUGGACUUGAAGUCUCAGGAGACAGCGUUGCGGGCUGGCCCGGACAUCCUAAUAGCGACACCUGGUCGGCUGAUCGAUCACCUUCACAACACGCCGAGCUUUGAGCUGACGCACAUCGAGAUCCUGAUCCUGGACGAGGCCGACAGGAUGCUCGAUGAGUACUUCGAGGAGCAGAUGAAAGAGAUCAUCAGGUUGUGUUCCUACAACAGACAGACCAUGCUGUUCUCUGCGACCAUGACAGAGGAGGUGAAAGACUUGGCAGCGGUGUCAUUGAAGCAGCCAGUCAGGAUCUUUGUUAACAGCAACACUGACGUGGCGCCGUUCCUGCGGCAGGAGUUUGUCCGAAUCCGACCUCACAGAGAAGGAGACCGCGAGGCCGUGGUGGCUGCUCUGCUGACUCGGACGUUCCAGGAUCACGUCAUGUUGUUCACUCAGACGAGGAAACAGGCCCACAGACUGCAUAUCUUGUUGGGACUAAUGGGAUUGAAGGUUGGAGAACUGCAUGGAGAACUGAGUCAGAACCAACGACUGGAGAACCUCAGGCGUUUCAAAGAUGAACAGAUUGAUAUCUUGGUGGCGACAGAUGUGGCAGCCAGAGGUUUGGACAUCGAUGGAGUCAAAACAGUGAUAAACUUCACCAUGCCUGGCACGGUCAAGCAUUACGUGCACCGCGUGGGGCGGACUGCGAGAGCGGGGCGAUCGGGGCGUUCGGUGUCUCUCGUCGGAGAGUCCGAGAGGAAGAUGCUGAAAGAGGUCGUGAAGUCAGCCAAGAGCACCGUGAAGGCUCGCGUUCUGCCGCCAGAAGUCAUCCUGAAGUUUAGAGACCUGAUCUCCAAACUGGAGAAAGACGUGGAAGCUGUGAUGAAGCUGGAGAGAGAGGAACGAGAGCUGGCUGCGUCUGAGGCCAAGCUGAGUGUGGCUCAGAGACGUCUCACUGACUCUGCCUCCUCUGAUCAGUCACAGCGGGUUUGGUUUCAGACCCAACAGGAAAGGAAACAGAGCCGCAUGUCAAAGGCUCUGCAGGAGUUUGAUCUUGCCAUUAGAGGGAAGAAGAAGAGAGAGAAGUUCCUGAAGGACGGCAGGAAAAAGGAGCUGACGUCUGAGGAGCGUGCUCAGUUUGAGAUUUUGAAGGCCCAGAUGUUUGCUGAGCGAGCAGCCAAAAGAGAGCGCCGACCGAAGAGGGCGAGGGCGAUGCCAGAGGAUGAAGCGCCAACUAAAGCCAAUCAGAAAGCAGGAAAAGGAGGCAAGAAGUCGGUGUUUGACAAAGAGCUGACAAACACCAGCAGUAAGGCCCUGAAGCAGUACCGAGCAGGACCGUCCUUUGCAGACAGGAAGCGUCUGGGUGUGGACAGGAAGCGACCUGGCAGUUCCAGGUUUAGGAGGAAGUGACAGAGCACGCAGGAAACGCCUUGUUUUUUCUAUUUGUUUAUUACAGUAGUUUUAAAUAAAGUUUCAAUGUGUAUUAAACCCGUUGUCAACAGUUUUUUUUGUUUGUUUGUUUUUUAUCUUUGGGUCAUUCAGACGGGCACAAAACGAACCAAACUAAAGGUCACAUGACAAAACGUGAAAAAUGAAGCUGAUGAAGAACGGGGCGAGGUGCAGAUCAGCUGACCUCAGCACACCAAUGGCAGUCUGUUGUAUGGCAGGUUUUCAUUGGCUGAAUACUGAGCAAUGGCAGCAGGUGGCUCUGGUUCAGAAGUUAAAGCGGGUCAGCUGCCACUUCAAAGACUGCCUGCUCCAAUACACAGGUCCACAGGUGUCCACAGGCCAGAUAUUGAACCACAAACCACUUCUAAAAAGGCAGGGGAGCAGAAGCAGUUCGGAGUGCAGAGGACCAGAGGAGGGCGCUACAGCAGGAGAGCACUAACAGUUAUCAGCUGAAGCUUUUAACCACCGUUGGUUUAAAGUGGAACAUUAAAACACUCGACUGCUAACCAGCUGCUCCUUACAGUCGGUUUCGUUCAAACUGCGUCCGAGCUCGUGUACGCGGUGCUCCUGAAGUGAUCUGUGCGUUUGAGCAGAUAUGAUGUCCGGCCUCAGUUUGUGUGAAAGUCACAGAGAAGACUGGAGACGCUCCGGUCUCGUGGAAGCGUUCAGUGUGGAGACGCCACCGUGUGGCCGUCUGCAGAAACAACAAGAAGUGUGAGUUCAAGUCGGUGACUGAGACUGGUUCAAACACAUCUCCGUGCAGACACGGCCAACGUUUACCGGACAAAGUUUUUGCAGUUUAACCUCACUGCUCACCACCACAACAGACUUUAAACGUGGAACUGAAGUGCGGACUUGAAGCUUGAGACGUUUUAAAUUGUAUACACAGUCCUCCAUUAUUAGAGAGACUAACGCAGCUGGACAGGGACCCGUUCCCUCAUUAUUUCAUGGUAAUACUUAAAUUUGAUUCACAAGGGUUUAAAACAAUUCAAACAUUUAGAUGUGGAUGGUGUCUUCAAUAGUUUUGCCAAUUUGUCUUCUCGUCAUGGUCUCCCUAUUACCCAUUUGUUUCGCUAUUUUCAAAUUUGAAAUUUUGUUGCCAAGUGUUUCCCAAAUUUCCCCUCUUUACCUCCAGAACAGCAGUGGGAAACUACGCUAUCAUUUAUUCCUCAUCACAGAGGAACCAUUUCGAAACUCUAUCCUGUCUCUUAGUAACCACUCAAAUGUUAAGCUUAAGUGUACAUGUGAAGGAGAACUAGGAAUUCAAAUCCAUGAGGAGUCUUGGGAACAGGCUACAGCGAGGGUACGAUCUUCCACCUCCUGUGCUCGUCUUGGACUUAUUCAAUUUAGGGUCAUACACAGGGCGCAUUUCUCUAAGUCUAGACUUUCUGAAUUGUAUCCAGAAGUGGCAAAUAAAUGUGAUCCAUGCCACGGCUCUCCUUGUCACCUUAGCCACAUGUUUUUUCUGUGUCCUGAGCUGGAAGGUUUCUGGACUGGGUAUUUUGCUGUUCUUGGGGUAACUCUUCAUUCCUGUCCUCUGAUUGCUGUAUGCGGGAUUCCUGAUCGCUCACUUACACUUGAUUCUACACAAAAGGUAUCAUAGCCUUCACAUCCUUAUUAGCAAGACAUCUAAUAUUGUUGCAUUGGAAGUCUGUUAAGUAUCCUACUAUUUCCCAGUGGCUUAAUGUUGAUGUUAUGUUUCUUUUAAAAAC